Phialemonium atrogriseum is the source of this 2869-nucleotide messenger RNA. RefSeq lists its product as uncharacterized. The record is from RefSeq and is a predicted model, not a curated record. The transcript is spliced from 8 exons. Gene Ontology annotation, biological process: DNA-templated transcription; regulation of DNA-templated transcription. Gene Ontology annotation, molecular function: zinc ion binding; DNA-binding transcription factor activity, RNA polymerase II-specific; DNA binding. Bases 1 to 2700 code for a protein of 899 amino acids. Lineage: Eukaryota; Fungi; Ascomycota; Sordariomycetes; Cephalothecales; Cephalothecaceae.
AUGUCCAACGAUCCGGCAGCGCGUCGGCUGCUUCCCCAGAGCUCCCAGAACUCGCAGAGCUCGCAGAUGGGCAGCUUCUCCUUUGCGCCGCCGGGGUAUCAGCAGCCGCGAGAGACACAGAAGACCUAUGUCUUCGUCGAUGAGCACAACCGCCACAAGCGGUUGAAGGUUAUGAGGGCUUGUGAAGGCUGUCGCCGAAGGAAAAUCAAAUGCGAUGCGGCAACCACCAACACUUGGCCAUGUUCCGCCUGUAUCCGCUUGAAGCUUCACUGCGUCCGCCCGAAUGGGUUCGACGGCUCCUCUACCGACACUCAGGCCUAUGAGCUGCCGCGCCCUCAGUUCGAUGCUGCCCAAGUCUCGGAUGGCUUGUCGCAGCCCACCUUGCAAGAGCAGCCACUGCUCUCCAGCGCGCCGAAGCCGGGGGGCUCCAUGUAUGCAGCACAGUCGGGCUACUCCGACCCUUCGGCUCUCUAUCAGUCCGUCCACUAUCAGGAGCCUGCGGCUUUGGCCCAGAAUCUUCACUACACCACCGUACCGCCACCUGUGGCCGGCGUCGACCCGUCUUUUUCACAACACAAUUCUUUUCCGACCCCCCCGCUCGAGCAACGGUCUCCUCCCCAGUCGCCUCCAGAUGCGUAUAACCAAGACCCAUGUGGCCAGCAAGACCUGGCAGACCUCCUGGGCUCCCUCAAGGUCAAUGAGGCCGGUACAGCACCUUACCUAAACAAGAUGAGGCUCCGGGCGCAAGAGGACGAGCCAGCUCUCGAGGAUGCAGACGAAUACAAGAGCAUAUUGCCGCCCCUGGUUUCCGGUCCUGGGUUGAAAGUUCGUAUUCCGCCCGAAUUGAUGCCCGACGAGCAGACGACUCUCCAUUAUUUCGACCUCUACUUCUCCAACGCCCAUCCGUACAUUCCGGUCCUUGACAAGGCGCACUUCUAUCACCAGUGGCAUAGCAACAGAGACUCCAUCUCCCCGUUAGUGCUCGAGGCCAUGUUUGCCAUCGCCGGUCGUCUAGCCGACGAGCCUGCCCAGGGGCAGCAAUGGCUAGCACUCGCAACAAGACACGCCGACUCCUUCAUGGACGUUCCAAGGCUGAGCACCUUGCAAGCUCUCCUGAUAAUUCUGAAAGCGAGGGAAUCUGCGCCAAAACGCGGCUACUAUUACCGUUCUUGGAUGAGCAUCGUCCAAUGCGUCCAGAUGGGCAAGGAUCUGGGGUUGGACGAGCAUUUCAGCGAUCACCAGGCCGGCAGGCCCUGCGACUCAAAUCCCGCCGAAUGCUUAUUGAAGAACAGGAUCUGGCAGAUAACUUUCGUGUGCGAGGUGAUGAUCGGUUCCCCCCAAGGCCGGACGGAUCUACAGGUCGAGAUCGACUCGGUCGAUUUCGACGUGCCGAAGGCCCUCCCCAAUGGAGAUGAUUCCGAGUACCACGUAUCGCGAAGCUUCACAUAUCUCGCCCGAAUCGUUCGCGGCAUCGGCCGGAUGAAUCGAGUAUACGCCCGCAUCAGGAAGACGGGCGCAUGGGGUAUCGAUCCCGAGUUCGUCAAGAUGAACCCCGAAUUCCACUCGUGGCUGAGCGACCUUCCGCCGGACUUGGGGAUCAGCUACCCCCCCGACGGCUCUACACCUUGGCUGGCCUCGGCUUUCGUCGGGAAUCUCCAUUCAUACUAUUAUCUGAGCAUCAUCCUCUUCCACCGGCCACAGUUGGCAUUUCUCGACCCCACGGCAGCGGAUGGGCAGUGGAAGCACAACAUGAUGAUAUGUUACGACGCUGCUAAAACACUCUGUAAGAUCCAGGAGGCAGUUUUGCAGGGCUUUGGUCUCAGCGGCCUCCAGUGCAUGCUGCGAGGUAUCAACUUCACCAUCUACGCAGUGCUGGCCUGCGUUGUCCUGCAUCUGGUUGCCCUGACUUCCCCGGAUCCCGACCUGAACUCGGACGCCCGAGGGUACUUCACGCGGCAUAUGAGGAUAUUGGAAAGGUGUAUGGGCGCGUGGCCCAUGCCUGAUAUGCAAAAGCAGGUCGAUGCCGUACGCGAGGCCUUUUCCGCCGACACAAGGAAACCUUUCGUCUUGAAGCCCAGCUUCCCCUACUCCAGCCCACAAUCCGUUGCGCGUCCAAGACCCCAGCAGCUCGACGCAGGCUUCAGGCCGACGAUGGCCCAUUCUGGUCCCCUGGAUCGACAUUUUGACCAGCAUUCAGUGCCGCAACACACCCAGGUUACCUAUGCCGGGCACCCUGUCUCACCACCAAUAUCAACGGGUCCAGUGGAUAUCAAGGGAGACGCACACGCAGUCCAGACCAUGAUGGCUGCCAGUCAAGGCUCCCAGGCUCCCACAAUGCAGCAGACCAUGCCUUUGGCUGAAGCACCGGUCUGGAAUCCGUCACGCAUUUUCGACCAAUGGAACACGUCAUUUGGUACGCCUCAAGUCCAGCCUUCGGCUACCUCAGUUGCCCCCCAGGUCAGCUCUCUAAGUGUUCCCUCUUCAGGUGCUUCGGAAGUUCCGACCAUUCAAGAUAUCCAGGCCGUGCAGGCCCAGAUGCCCCAGGCGUCUCAGAUCCAAACACAACAUUACUCGGCUGCUCCGGUACAAUCCUUUGUGACACCGGCCAUGUGGCAGGAAUCGGUGGCCAGCGUCUACGAGGGCGGGCUGAAGAGAUCGUGGGACUACGAUCCGGGCCUGUCGAUGAACAAGCGCCGCUAACGACACUAAUGACUUUGACGAAGUAUGACGGUUCUUGUCGACCUUUGGCCCCCUAAUGUUGGGGGCCGCUCGUCAGCGCGAGACUCGGCAAUCGAUAUUUAACGGGCGGCUUUUAUUGCCUUUUGAGGCACAGGCAACCCCUUAACUCCCCUUUCCUUUUCCAUUUCUA